GUCGUUUCCCAUUUUGCCCCUCCCUCGCCUCACUCACUCGCGAUUCCCCUCCUCUCCUCACUCACUCUGAAAUCCCUAGCUCGCCCGCGCCGCUCUUCCUCUGGCCCGCGCCGCUCUCCCUCUCGCCCACGCCGCUCUCCCUCUGGCCCGUGCCGUUCUCCCUCUCACCCACGCGGCUUGCCUGCGUCUACGUCGCCGCUUCUCCCUUUCGCCCGCGCCGCCUCUCCCUCUCGCUGGCUUCGCAUGCGCCACCUUCUCCUGCUCAAGCCAAAGCUGGCUUUUUUACUGAAGUCCAGGAAGAGCAGCAGUAGUGCGGGGCAGACAGCCUUGUCCUGCUCGACGACGGUGGCAGCGUUCUCCGGCUCGACGACGGCGGCGACAAACGCUAGCGCUCCUCGUCUUCCUCGACCUGCAAGGAGGAGCACCGGUACUGGAGAUGCGGCUGCUGCUGCCAGGUCUGCACGACGUGGAGGUCCUGCAGAUGCGGUUGCUGCUCUGGCGGGCGAGGGGGAGUUCAAGCUGCCGGGCGACUUCAACUUCAUCUUCAUCUGCAGAUCAGGUGGAGUAUUUGCUUGAGGUCCAGGUUCAUCCUCUUCUGGUGGAGAACAAUUCAGGCGCGUACGAUUCGCUUGAUUCGGGUGGGAACAUUACAAUCAAGUGGGCACUGGAAUGAUCAUGUGAUGCACUGUUUGAAGUUAAGACUAAUUCAGUUCAGUCUGUUUGAAGCUAAGACAAAUUUCCUUGGCAUUUCACUAGAUGUGGUGUUAAUGGCCUGAAGAUUUUAUCAGAUUAUCCACCAUUCAUCCUGCAACCGGACUGGCAAAUACUGCUGAAUAUGUUCAGAUGCAGAAAUUGGAACAAAGGAAAACAUCACAUGCUCCGACCAGAUUAAUUUCCAACUUAGCUGGAUGCCUAGUUAUGGGAAUCGACCAGAUUAAUUUCCAACUCAGCUAGAUCCUUGCUAUGGAGACAGAGGAGUCGUAGGUUGGGCAUCGCCCCCUCCUCAAAUCCCAGGUACGCCAUAACAUCUCCUUGUCUCCCCUAUCAGUUCAGUUCAGUCUGUUUGAAGCUAAGAUCAAUUCAGUGCAUGCCCCUAUCGCUACAGAAGUGCACAUCAGCUUUCUCAUUCUUACAUGAGCAAAUUUCAUGAAAAGAAUCUUCUAUGGGAACACAUCGAUUUGGUUUUUUUUUCAAAUGCAGGAGUACUAUGGAUUACAGAAGAAUUGAUUUGUAAGAUUGCCCACAAGUGAUACUGUGCAGAAAAUUGUGAAAUUAGUCUGACUUCUAUUGUACAGAAGAAUUGAUUUGUAAGAUUGCACACAAGAAUUGAUCUGAGUUCUGCUGUUGUGCAAGGGGAGAGGCGAGGAGAACCUGCCUGGAAGCAACGUGUUGCGGCGGCGGGGACGAGCUAGGUGGGCUGGGCGCGGCGAGGACCAAUCUGGGGCGGCGACGACCAAGCUGGGCGGGGGCGGCUACCAAGCAGGCACAGCGGCGGCCAAGCUGGGCGGGCGCGGCAGCAACCAAGCGGGCGCAGAGGAGGCCGAACUGGGCACCUGGGAUCGGGACCGAGUGCCUGCAGGCGGGGCCCGCGCGCUUGGACGAAGGGGAUGACGCGAGCUCCUGCAGGAGGAAGACGGGACGCUGGAGAAGGAAGACGGGCGAGCUCCUGUAGGAAGAAGACGACGCGAGCUCUGGAGGAGGAAGACGACUCAAAUUUCAAAUCGAGGGUAAAACUGUCCAUUUCCCCAUUUGUCGGCUAUGUCUGAAAAUUGUAAACGCUCUUAUAAAAGUUUACAGAGGGAGUAUUUCGCAUUCCUUUUGAAAGCAUUACUAAUAAUGUUUUAUUUCGUUCCUCAAAAAAUAUAUUUUAUUUUGAGAUUGUCAAGAAAAAAAGUGUAAUUUUGAAAACUUCCAACGAUUAAUAAAAGUUAAAGAUGAAAAGUAAAA
Messenger RNA from Aegilops tauschii subsp. strangulata, 1947 nucleotides. RefSeq lists its product as uncharacterized. NCBI's taxonomy places the organism in Eukaryota, Viridiplantae, Streptophyta, Magnoliopsida, Poales, Poaceae. The record is from RefSeq and is a predicted model, not a curated record.